Messenger RNA from Mycosarcoma maydis (corn smut), 1827 nucleotides. Its product is annotated as putative ALD4 - aldehyde dehydrogenase, mitochondrial. NCBI's taxonomy places the organism in Eukaryota, Fungi, Basidiomycota, Ustilaginomycetes, Ustilaginales. Bases 1 to 1827 code for a protein of 608 amino acids. Gene Ontology annotation, molecular function: oxidoreductase activity, acting on the aldehyde or oxo group of donors, NAD or NADP as acceptor. The record is from RefSeq and is a predicted model, not a curated record. The transcript has 2 exons.
AUGUCGACCACCCCCAUACACUCUACAAGAAACCUCUUGCGAGCCUUUCCAUCUCGUAUCUUGCCUUUACUAACGACCACUGCUGAAACUAAAGCCAAAACCAAAACCAAAGCCGUCACCGUCGUACCGCCCAGUCUGAGUUUGAAUUUACAGCGUCCGCGUCGAUUCCAACCUAUUUCGCCACUUGCGGUCCCACGUCGUACCGCCACCACAUCUAGCAAAAUCGAUCCGGCUGCAAUUGCGUCCCAGUUGAGCAGCAUGCCGUCCACAUCCAAAACCCCGGCGUCCGAGCCAACGCUCUUCAUUGACGGAAAAUGGACUCACGCUAAAGCAGGUCACACUCGACCGAUCAUCAACCCCUUUGACGGCUCCACUGUAGCCGUCAUCGACGAGGCCGGUAGUGAGGAUGCACUAGCUGCUGUCGAUUCCGCCGCGCGAUUCUUCCGCACCUCAUCUUGGCCGCAUCAGACGUGCACUUCACGUACCGCUCUUCUCUCGAAAGUAGCAGACCUCCUCCAGCGAGACAAAGAGAUCCUUGCCGAGAUCGAAACCAAGGACACGGGCAAGACACUCCAAGAGAGCAAAGUCGAUGUCGACGACGUCACCAACGUCUUUCGAUUCUACGCUCAGGAAGCCAAAAAGCUCGAUACACCCAAAAAGAUUGUCUCGGAUGUGAUCCCUGACUCGGUGGAGAGCACCACUUCGCACGUUCCUGUGGGCGUGUGUGUGCUGAUCGCACCGUGGAACUACCCUUUGCUUCAGAUCUGCUGGAAGGUAGCACCGGCGCUGGUUACAGGCAACGCCGUCAUCAUCAAGCCUUCCGAAGUGACGCCGCUAUCAACGGUGCAUUUCGUCAAGCUACUGGUGGAGGCUGGAGCACCGAUGGGUUCGGUUCAGUUGCUCACCGCUGGAGGUGCGUCGGUCGGCCCGGCUUUGACCGAACAUGCCGACGUGGAUCUGGUCUCCUUCACAGGUGGACUGGACACCGGACGUCGAAUCAUUGCUUCGUGCGCAACUACGGUCAAGCGAUGCACGGUUGAACUGGGUGGCAAGAACCCUAACAUUGUGUUUGCCGACUGCGACCUUGAAUGGGCCAUCGAUACCGUCACCACCGCCGUGUUUUUGCACUCGGGCCAAGUGUGCUCUUCGGGUGCGAGGUUGAUCGUAGAAGAGUCGAUCGCAGAUAAGCUCGUCGCUGGCGUAGCUGAGCGUGCCAAACGUAUCAAGAUGGGUAACGGUCUGGACGCGGCAUCCGAAACUGGACCACUCGUCUCUGCUGCUCACUUGUCCAAAGUGGAAGCGUAUGUGCAACUCGGUCUCGAGGAAGGCGCCAAGCUGGUAUGUGGCGGAGCACGACCAGAUGCCAAGUCGCACCCGGAACUGGCCAACGGCUUCUUUUUCUGCCCGACCAUCUUUGACCGCUGCCAUCGCGAGAUGCGCAUUGUGCAGGAAGAGACGUUUGGACCGAUCCUGACGGUGGAAAGGUUCAAGGACGGCGAUGAGGAGCACGCCAUCUGGCUCGCCAACGACACCAAGUAUGGACUCGCAGGAGGUGUUCAGUCGGGCAAUCAGGAACGCGCCAGGAGAGUGGCCAAGAGGCUGAGGCACGGAACCGUAUGGGUCAACACCUAUGGAUCCUACACGCCAGCGGCUGAAUGGGGUGGGUUUGGCAUGAGCGGCAACGGACGCGAACUCGGCAGCAAAGGCUUGGAUGAGUACAUCGAGACCAAACACGAAUGGGUCGAGACCAAACCAGCGCCGCCCGGAUGGUUCAAGGGACAAGCCGAGGUUUUGCAGCCUGCCAACGUGGUCAAGGCGAAGCUGUAG